UUGAUCGAAUGUUUUCAGGAGCGCUGUUGGUUUCUAUUGAAAUAAAAUCCAGGUGCUCGCUAACUUUGAAAAAAGAGAAAUUAUGAAAGACAAAUGGUCUGAAGAAACAAAACCGAACGUUCUGUCAAGUGGAGAAACCUCACGUGACGUGGAGGAACGUCAGAUUCAUGCUGAUUCUGGUGAGUUUGAAAAAGAGAAGGAUUCUCCCGAGACCGGUAUUAUUGGCUCGGACGAAGCGGCGAACCCAAGGCUCUUAGAGAAUGUGUAUAAAUAUACCGGUCAAAUCAAGAAGUUCCUUGGAUGGGAGAGUAAUCCGAAAUUAGGAGGAAGUUCUUUACGUAAUGAUGCCGAUGCUACAGAUGCAUCAGAUGAUGCUAGUGAGAGAGAAUCAAAACAUAUUGCAGUAGGUGUCUCAAUACAGGACGAUGCGCAGAGCGUGCAAUCAAAUUUGAGCAUUGGAGAUCUUAAUCUUGACGUUCUUUUUGACGAAGGAAACAUUUGUCUAGUAGAAGAUAGUUUAAGAGAAGAUCUUGAGAGUUCUACUGAUGAUUUGAAAAAUAACACCGCAAACAUAGACUAUUUAUCUUCUCCGGUCGAGGAAGAUUCUAGAAAAACUGAAUCACCUGUUUUGUUAAAUCCAAGUAUUACAGAAAUUGGGGAUUUUGUAGAUGAAAUGCCAAUGUCGCUAUUACCAGAUAAAAUGAAUGUAGGUUUAUUGCAAGAAGAUAAUUCCUCGGUUGGUGGUAUACUUUUACAAGACCCAGAUGAAAUUCUAAAGCAAGAAAUAGAACAUGAAGCUAAACUGGAAAAUGGAGCAUAUUUGUCAGAUAAUACGGACAUUAAUGAUAACAAUGAGUCUUCCAACAAAUCAUGUUCUGAAAUACAGAUAAAAACUGCAAGCACUCCUGAGAAAGAUAUUUUAUGUGCGGAAAGUUCAGAAAAAAUGUGUGAGAACGAAGUUGUUAGUCAAGAAUUAAAAACUAAUUCACCUGCUAAGCAGAAACUUGAAAAUGAGGUGGCAUUGGCAAGAAAAUUAAGCUUGGGUGUUGUGAAUGAUGUUCUAAACACGGCUCGGCAUCACGUGAGUGAACUGUUAGUCAACAAAAGUAAUUUGGAAGAAAAAAACGCUGAACAUAAGACAGUCUCAGAGCUUAGUGCCAACGCUUGUGAUCUAAAUCAAAGAAAUACGGAACUCAAAACAAAUAUGGGUGAAAGUAAGAAAAAUCUACGAAAUACCGAAACUAAGAGAAAAAUAGAACAUAACUUGAACAAUGACUUGAACUCAAAGUUGAAAAACUAUCAAAAAACUUUGAACGGAAGUAAAACAAAUAAUGUCAAUAAACCCGAUUUCUCAGAACCUCCCGAUGAAGAUACAAUAUGCGGUAUUGGAAGUUUUAGACCUAACUGGAUACAGCCUUUGGCAACUCCAACUGUAUAUCUUAUAUUGUAUUCAAUCAUAGGAGUUCUUCAGGGAUCCUAUUAUACGUACUUAAUUGGUACUUUGUCCACUUUAGAGAAAAGGUUUGCAUUCAAAAGUAAAAUCAGUGGACUUAUUAUGACGGUAGAUGAAAUAACUCCUUUGUUGCUAGGUGUGCUUAUUGGAUAUUUUGGUGGUAGGACACACAGACCACGUAUGGUAGCUGUAGGAAUGUUGCUUUCUGCUGCUUGCUGUUUCGUUUCAGCUCUUCCUUACUUCAUUUACGGUCCAGGAACUCAUCUUACGUCUUUAGAUGUGCAUAAUAAAACAGGACCCGAAAUGUGUCUCAGUAAAGCAACAAAGGAACUCUGUGAUGUGGAUGAUCGACCUCCUACGUUAGCAGCAGUUUUGUUUCUGCUAUUGGGAAAUUUUUGCAAAGGAUUCGGAAAUUUAGCAUACUAUGCCAUUGGGUUAGCAUACAUGGAUGACAAUGCUAAAAAGAAGAACACACCCAUAUAUUUUGCUGUAGCAUUUGCAUUACGACUUCUAGGACCAUUAGUAGGCUUUUUAAUGUCCUCGGCAUUUUUGAAGUAUUAUGAAAAUCCUUUUGAUGAUCCUGGUUUUGGACCAGAUGAUCCACGAUGGAUUGGAGGUUGGUGGAUGGGCUUUUUCUUGCAAGGUUGUUUGUUGGUUAUAUUCACAAUUCCUAUAUCCCUUUUUCCACGAAGAUUACCAAGUCAUUUACCACCAGCAGUAGAAACUCACUCAAAAAAGGAAAGUUUAAAGUCAAAUUUUUCAGGUUUAUUAUCUGCCUUGAAGAGACUUGCCAGGAACCCACUUUUUAUAUUUCUUUCGCUUAACACGACGAUGGCCAUCUUCGGGAGCUUUGGGCAUUAUAUAAUGUUGCCUAAGUACAUGGAAAACCAGUUUCGUCUUUCGGCAUCGGAUGCUAGUCUUUUUUCAGGUCCACCUGGACUUGCAGCAGUGAUGAUAUCAACUGUGAUAGGAGGAUAUUUAAUUUAUAAGUAUCAACCAAAUGCUAAAAUACUAACAGCUGGAAUGGUCAUUAUCGAAAUCAUUGCUGCUCUGGGGUACCUAAUUCUUAUGAUCCCGCACUGCCAAAGUGUUGAAUUGUCAAAUUUUGGAAUUAACGACGAAGGAUUUAUUUUAGAAGAUGCAUGUAAUACAAACUGUAAUUGCACGACAAGUGCUUUCACGCCUGUUUGCGGGCCAGACGGAAAAACAACAUAUUUCUCACCAUGUUUUGCAGGGUGUGAGGGAACACUUCAUAGUGCUUUGCCCUACCAGAAAGAACAGAUAUUUACCAACUGUUCGUGCGUAAGAGAUCCAACAAGGGAGCAAAUGGUGACCGCAACCGAAGGAAUUUGCAUUGUUGAAAAUUGUUGGUCUCAAGCACUUGCUUAUAUCAUAACAAUGCCAAUUUUCUCUGGAAUAACAAGUCUUCUUAGAGUUGCUCAUACUAUGAUACUACUCAGAUCAAUAAACCCUGAAGAUAAAAGUGUUGCUUUAGGGACGUUUGAAACUUUUAUCUCUCUUUUUGGAUUUAUCCCUUACCCCGUAACAUUUGGAGCUUUGGUCGACUCUGCGUGCUUGGUGUGGGAAAAAAGUUGUGGGAAGACUGGAAAUUGCUGGUUUUAUGACGUGGAGAAAUUUAACUAUUUACUUCAUGGGGCAUCGGCUUUCUUUUGCGCAAUGUCUGCUCUUUGCUUGGUGGGAAUUUAUUUUCUGCAUGAGCGAGUGCAUAGCCUCUACGACGAAGAUGAGAGUGAGAUUGAACAAUAUGAAAAAAAUAAUCCAAUAAAAAUAGAUACUGUAUCUAGUGCUGUUACUAAAUUGUAAAAUGUGUUUCUCAUGUUUUAAAAUUUGUUCAGUAUUUCUUAGCAUUUUUUGUUAAGAUACAACUUGUAAAUUUCACGUAAUAACUGCUGUAUGUUUAUUAAUUUCUGUACUUGAAGAAAAAUAUAUGUUUUUUAUAAA
This is a messenger RNA of Uloborus diversus, 3415 nucleotides long. Its product is annotated as solute carrier organic anion transporter family member 1A1-like. Lineage: Eukaryota; Metazoa; Arthropoda; Arachnida; Araneae; Uloboridae. The transcript has 9 exons. Gene Ontology annotation, molecular function: protein binding. The record is from RefSeq and is a predicted model, not a curated record. Gene Ontology annotation, cellular component: membrane. The coding region runs from base 83 to 3277 and encodes 1064 amino acids. Gene Ontology annotation, biological process: sodium-independent organic anion transport; transmembrane transport.